GUUUGAUCAAGAUUGCAUCAGAGUCUGAAACAUCAUCCAAGAAUGAGCGUCUGGUUUUUGACAUCCCUGGAUGAUAGCGGUCAUGGCUUUUUGUAAUGAAAGCCUGCUGGAGGAGGAGUGCGCCUUCAUGGGGCCGGACAUGCUAGACGAAGCAGGGGAAAGUCUCCCGUCGGAAGCUGCCACCCCCCUCAUAUCGGUCACUCUGCGCGUGACCCUGGCAGCCUUAAUGAUCUUCAUGAUUACGAUCGGUUUCCUCGGCAACGCGAUCGUGUGUCUGAUUGUUUACCAGAAGCCCGCCAUGCGUUCUGCCAUCAAUCUCCUCCUCGCCACGUUGGCCUUUUCGGACAUCAUGCUCUCCCUGCUCUGCAUGCCCUUCACCACCGCCGACUGGAGCUUCGGAAGCGGGUUCUGCCGAGCGUCCAUCAUGCUGUACUGGCUGUUCGUCCUGGAGGGCGUGUCCAUACUCCUCAUCAUCAGCGUGGACCGUUUCCUCAUCAUUGUGCAGCGGCAGGACAAGCUGACCCCGCACAGAGCCAAACUGUUGAUCGCAGGCUCAUGGGUGCUGAGCCUGUGUGUGUCUCUGCCGUCUGUCGUGGGCUGGAGGACGGGUGCAGCCAGUAUCGGGGGUGCCUGGGCGCCGCAGUGCGUGCUGGGUUACAGUGAUUCUCUGGCGGACCGCGGCUACAUGGUGCUGUUGGCAGUUGCGGUAUUCUUUGUGCCGUUCACUGUCAUGCUGUACUCUUACAUGUGCAUCCUCAACACCGUGCGCCGCAACACCCUGCGCAUCCACAACCACACCAGCGAGCAUUCCUGCCUGCCAGCCCCCAACCAAGUCAGCAAAAUGAGACUCCCCGGCCUGCAGCGGCCGCCUCAGAUCAAGGUGGACAUGAGCUUCAAGACGAGAGCCUUCACCACCAUCCUCAUCCUCUUUGUCGGUUUCUCUGCCUGCUGGCUGCCGCACACGGUGGUCAGCUUGCUGGCGGUGUUCAGCCAGCAGUUCUACUACAGCUCCGUCUUCUACCCGAUCAGCAUCGGAGCCCUGUGGCUCAGCUACCUGAAGACGGUCUUCAACCCGGUCAUCUACUGCUGGAGGAUCCGAAAAUUCAGGGAGGCCUGUCAGGAGUUCAUUCCCAAGAGCUGCAGGCUGUGUCCCAGAGUGCCGGGCCGGAGCCGCAGGAGAGUGAGACCCAGCAACAUCUACGUGUGCAGCGAGAUUCAGUCAGCGGUGUGAAGCGAGGAGGGCCAGUUGGUCGACGCCCAGCAGGUGUCGACAUCAGCUGGUUAUAACUCGUAGUUUUUCUGCUAAUAAGCAAUCAGAACUCACUUUAAACACAUAAACCAGUCUCUGACCAAAUAAUCUCACCGCAAGAAUGAACUUUCAUUGUCAAUUUUGAAGCCAGCGAGAAUAGAAGAUAAUUAUUCUACGAUAACUGGACAACUGUAGCCAUUGAAGAAGGUCAUGGGAUAUAAUCGGAAGCUCCAUAACAGCUGCUGAAAAGACCUUGUGAAUAUAUGGAGCAAUUGUUUUCAAACUUUGUUCAGAUAUUAUGGUUUCUAAAAUAUACUGCCAAACUAUUUCAUAUCAACCAUUGUCAAUUUACUUCUCCAUUUCAUAAUUUGUCACUGAUGUGUUUUAUCAAUGGAAUUGUUUCUUCCUACUGUUGAAAGAAAAGCAUACCCAGUAUUAGUGUUUAUUGAUGUUCUCUGAGGAAAGUCUGUAAGCUUUCUACUGAUGCUUUAAAAAUAAUAAUAAUUUGAAUGAAAUUGUGUGCAGAAACAUGCUGUGUGAGGUGAAACUGUUAAUUACAACUGUGUGCAUGUCAACAAAGAAGUGUGUCAGUU
This is a messenger RNA of Pseudoliparis swirei, 1842 nucleotides long. RefSeq names its product G protein-coupled receptor 45 (gene gpr45). Gene Ontology annotation, cellular component: membrane. NCBI's taxonomy places the organism in Eukaryota, Metazoa, Chordata, Actinopteri, Perciformes, Liparidae. The coding region runs from base 71 to 1231 and encodes 386 amino acids. The record is from RefSeq and is a predicted model, not a curated record. The transcript is spliced from 2 exons. Gene Ontology annotation, molecular function: G protein-coupled receptor activity. Gene Ontology annotation, biological process: G protein-coupled receptor signaling pathway.